Molecule: messenger RNA, 1041 nt
Organism: Cooperia oncophora
Lineage: Eukaryota; Metazoa; Nematoda; Chromadorea; Rhabditida; Trichostrongylidae
Source: the annotation of a GenBank genome assembly
UUGCAGCUCGAAUGGCCUACCUCCUUGUCUGUACAUCUGCUAACUGGACAAAUAUUUGUGUUGGAUUCGAAUGUGGUCUACCAGCUUGAUCGAGCUCAGGAUACCGCUGAAAUUGUCGUGGGCGCCCUGACAACGUGCCAAAAUGCCUCCUCGCGACAUCUUUUGCGAAAUGCGCGUGAUAUCGCCGCAGCCACCGAUGGGUCGCUGUAUGUCAUAGAAUCGGAUGGAAAGAAACUGAAUCAGAUUCGACGCCUGUCCGCUGAUCGCACGAGUUUCCCAGUGGUUGCUGGACAGAAGACAGCCUGUGCAUGCGACGUCGCAGCAUGUGGCUGCGAUGACACGGCUUCACCAACAUCCGUCAUCUCGGUGAAAAUGGCACUCUUCAGCGCUCCAUCGGCAAUUAGUGUCGACGCCGUCGGUCGCGUUUACGUCGCUGACACGGCGAAUGCGAAAGUGAAGCGAAUCGUAUCGCGUGUUGCGCGUUACGAUUCGAUCGCUCGGCUGUAUAGUGUGGUUGAUGCGGAUCGGAAUGAGCUCUACAUGUUCAAUCGCUAUGGCCUGCACACUUCGACGCAAUCUUUGAUUACCGGUGCAGUACUGUACAACUUCACCUACAAUGUAGAUACCAGCCUAGGUCGCCUAACAUCAAUUCACGGAUCCGGCGGAUAUCAGCUACGAUUCAUCCGUGCAAAUGAAUCCCAUUGUACAAUUGAGACACCGUCCAGUCAGCGAACAGUUCUGGUUACCAGUAUCUACGAUGGUGUUAUCGAAAGCGUUCAAACAGGUGUAGGAGACUCAUCCUCAUCACGUAUCAUCUACAUGGAUGACGGCUUCUCUGUGUCACAUGGUGGUAUGACGUCGUUGUUGGAUGCGCACACACAUCCGGCACACGGUGAAAGCAGUGUACUGAAAAUGAAAACUACCCUUGAUGCGCUACAGAAUCCGAUUCGUCGUCCGCUAACGUCACGCUUCGACUGGCGUCCAUUCGUGAAACGUGGUGGAGCUGAGCGCCGAAUCGCUGAGGUUGGCGCUCGACCCAGG